GUUUGAGUUUUGAUACUUUUCGAUUAAUAUUUCCUUCGCGCUCAAAACCUCCUAUGCUCUAACUUCCUCCUCCCUCCACCAUGGCCGAAUAACCUCCGCCGAAACCCCGACCGUGCCGGAGAUUAAAGAAGGCUCUACUGAAGAUAUGGAAUUAGAGUUUCAGGCUGAAGAUAAAGCGGCUCAAGGCCCCGGCUUAAAGCGCCCCAGAGAGGAAGAAGAAGAAGGGGCCCUGAAUGGAGAAAACAAUGAAGAAUCGAAGAAGCUAAAGUCUGAUAAAUCCGUUGAAGAGGAGCGGCUUGAGAAGGCAACCGAGGAAGGCGAGGUUGAAAACUCGGGUCCCAUCGAUUUGGGGCCGAAAAAGUUCGGAACUUCGGUGGAGAUGUUUGAUUAUUUCUACAAGUUUCUGCAUUUCUGGACCCCCAAUUUUAAUGUCAAUAAGUAUGAGCGUGUGAUGUUGCUGGAGUUGCUCAAGAAGGGCCAUCUAGAACCAGACAGAAAGAUUGGUGAUGGAAUUCGCACAUUCCAAGUGAGAUACCAUCCGAAGUACAAAAGUCGGUGUUUCUUUUUGAUCAGGGAGGAUGAUUCUGAGGAUGAUUUCAGCUUCCGGAAGUGUGUUGAUCAUAUCAGUCCUUUGCCAGAGAACAUGCAAGUAAAGAACGAUGUUAACAAGGCACUUGGUGGUGGCCGGGGUGGAAGAGGUGGCAGAGGUGGUGGGGUUGGCAAAGGAGGAUGUGGCCGCGGCGGGCACUGGAAGGGUGGCAAGUCAAGAAACUAGCGGAAAGUAGGGUGGUAGGUAGCUGAAGUUCUUUGUUUUUGCUUACGCUGUUAUUUGAAAGUGCGGCCAUAGCGAAAAAGAUUGGGCAUCUUUUCUGUACGCACAAUGAGAUGAUGCUAUGUAAUCUGAACAAUUUUCAAUUAGAACAUGUGACGCCCUUUUUUGAAUUGGGUACAUUUUGUGUUAUGGGUUUUUGGUUUUUCCGGUGUUUGCGAGUUUUAGUAUUUUUGUUUUGAAGAGUGCGCAUGGACCUUUGGUUUUGGUCCUUUUGUAGUUUCAGAAAACUCAAAGCUGAGUGAAUAGAAAUACUAGAGCGAAAUGCAGGAUUAGUUAUCAAAGUUUAAUAAGUAGAAGUGCCAACUUCAUAACCUUUAAUAGACCAGACUUGGGAGCAGCGCAUUGUGGAAUGCAGCAGGCAACUGUUUCGUGUUUUGACGGACUGAGUCCGACGAGAUUAGUGUAUUAAUAAGAACACAUGAGAGCAAUUCUUCAUAGGAUCAAUUGCAAAUCAAAUUACUCUGGCUUACCAUAUUUCGGGAAGUGCUUGACUUCAGUGAAUUGUAUUUGUUGUCCCUUGCCCAGUGAAGAUCCUC
Oldenlandia corymbosa var. corymbosa is the source of this 1368-nucleotide messenger RNA. The record is from the annotation of a GenBank genome assembly. NCBI's taxonomy places the organism in Eukaryota, Viridiplantae, Streptophyta, Magnoliopsida, Gentianales, Rubiaceae.